AUGGUUUCCCAUCAAAACCAGACGUUUGGGACAACAUCUUCUUCCUCCACCUCACAUCCACCCUCUUUGUCCAAUAUGCCCGCCGCCAUUAUCGAUCAACCCUCACGAGACAACUGUGACCGUCGGAGAUCCCAACAUUCGUCUGCCUUACGACUGCCUACCGUUGCGCCAGAGCUGGUUGGCAAAGCAGUAACCCCGUUCUUAAGGGACCACAUUCCCGGACUAUACUCUCCCUUCGGAAAAUCACAGCAGCAGCAGGAGGGGCAGCAACUGCAUAAUCACCAUCACCAUCACCAUCAUAGUCAUAGUCAUCAACAAGAUCAGCAAACAUCAUCGAUGGAACUGCUCGCCGAGAAACAACCUUCGAAUACGAAAUACUGCUACAGACACCGGCCCGAUGCGAAAUGUCGAAGAGUGGCAGACGAGACAAAGAUGGCGAUGAUUCAGAGGGAACUCGACACACUUCCCUCCAGUGAUCGAGAAGCCAUUUCAAACUUUUGGUCUCUCUUUUCCGCAUCGCCUGCUAAGCAUCGAAACCUGAUGCUGCAAGGAAUCAUCACACAAUGUUGCUUCCCGCAACUCUCCACCGUCGCACGUGAGGUCCACGAACAACUCAAGAUCGAUUUCCUAACAGCGCUGCCGCCCGAAAUUUCCUUCAAGAUCCUCUGCUACCUCGACACGGCCUCACUAUGUAAGGCUGCACAGGUCAGUCGACGCUGGCGUGCGUUGGCUGACGACGAUGUGGUAUGGCACCGGAUGUGCAAACAACAUAUUGAUAGGAAGUGCACGGCAUGCGGUUGGGGUUUGCCGCUGCUUGAGCGCAAGCGACUGCGGGACUGGACGAGGCAACGACAGCUGGCCAACAGCAUCCGCGCGACCCGAGAGGCCGACGGUGCCGACAGCGAAGAUGCCCGGCCCGCAAAGAGACAGCGCCGCGACAGUUCCUCGGACGGACAACAGUCUGUCGAGGUUGUUGAGAAGCAACCCAAGUUCCGCCCCUUCAAGGACGUAUACCGCGACCGCUUCAAGAUUGGAUGGAACUGGAAGUACGGGCGAUGCGCGAUCAAGACAUUUAAGGGGCACACUAACGGUAUUCUCUGUCUGCAAUUCGACGAUAACGUUCUUGCGACCGGCUCGUACGACUCGACCAUCAAGAUUUGGAACAUCGAAACCGGCAAGGAAGUCCGGACGCUGACCGGCCACACUGGUGCCGUACGCACGCUGCAGUUUGACGACAACAAACUCAUCAGUGGCAGCUUCGAUAACACCAUCAAGAUUUGGAACUGGCAGACGGGCGAGUGCGUCAAUACGCUCCAGGGCCACACGUCAGGAGUCAUCUCGGUCCACUUUGAGGACAAGUAUCUCGCGUCGGGCUCCAUAGAUAGGAGUGUCAAGGUCUUCAAUUUCGAGACGCGUCAAACUUGGUGCUUCCGGGGCCAUGAAGACUGGGUCAAUGAAGUACGCAUGGACUUGCCAUCCCGCACAGUGUUCUCCGCCUCGGACGACUGCACCAUCAAGAUGUGGGAUAUGGACUCGAAGCAGUGCAUUAGGACAUACACCGGCCACCUCGGCCAGGUGCAGCAACUAGUCCUCCUCCCCGAUGACUUCGAGCCGGACGAGGAUACCGACACGAUGGACAACGUCUCCGUCACUAGCGGCCGUGGAGGAACACCGUCCGGGUCCCAGCGCCAUGGCUAUCAUGGCCAUGACCACUCCCACCGUGAUCCGACUCCGCACCAGGAAGAUCGUGCUGCUUUCGGUCCUCUUUUCGAAUACGAUUCUCAGCGACCGCUUCCCCCGCGAUACAUGCUCACGGCCGGCCAUGAUAACAACAUCCGCCUCUGGGAAAUCGCCACGGGCAGGUGCAUCAGGACCAUGUUCGGCCACCUCGAGGGAAUCUGGGGUCUCGCAGGAGAUACCCUGCGUUUCGUCUCUGGCGCCAACGACUCGAGCAUCAAGGUGUGGGACGCCCGCUCCGGAAAAUGUGAGAGGACGUUCACUGGGCAUGCUGGCCCGGUCACAUGUGUGGGGCUGAGCGAUAGCCGGAUGGCGAGCGCGAGUGAGGACGGUGAGGUGCGGAUCUACAUCUUUGAAGGAAACGGCAACAACCUGGAGGAAUACGGCACCCCGGCCUAG
Scedosporium apiospermum is the source of this 2136-nucleotide messenger RNA. RefSeq names its product putative E3 ubiquitin ligase complex SCF subunit sconB. The transcript has 2 exons. Gene Ontology annotation, molecular function: protein binding. The coding region runs from base 1 to 2136 and encodes 711 amino acids. Lineage: Eukaryota; Fungi; Ascomycota; Sordariomycetes; Microascales; Microascaceae. The record is from RefSeq and is a predicted model, not a curated record.